Thalassophryne amazonica is the source of this 2280-nucleotide messenger RNA. RefSeq names its product cytochrome b5 reductase 4. Gene Ontology annotation, molecular function: oxidoreductase activity; heme binding. The coding region runs from base 358 to 1908 and encodes 516 amino acids. The transcript is spliced from 15 exons. The record is from RefSeq and is a predicted model, not a curated record. Gene Ontology annotation, cellular component: endoplasmic reticulum. NCBI's taxonomy places the organism in Eukaryota, Metazoa, Chordata, Actinopteri, Batrachoidiformes, Batrachoididae. Gene Ontology annotation, biological process: generation of precursor metabolites and energy; superoxide metabolic process.
UGCGACAGUUAUUGUAGUUUUUACACGGUACCGGAACUACAGUGACAGGAGCUUGUGGACUCUCGCGAUCUGGCUUGUUAAUUAUUUGAGUUCGUUGAAUUUAGACACUGAACAAGAUGACUGACGAUUCUGGGCUGUUUGCUGGCUUAGCGUAGCCUGUGGUGUUAGCUAAGCGGCGUUCCGCUGCAAAAACAGACAGGCAGAAACCGUACAACAACAGACAAACGGACAGUCAGGAACCGUACAACAACAGACAGACAGACAGACAGACAGACAGACAGGAACUGUGAGCAGGCUCAGCACGUGUGGCCGCACAGUUGAUGGGUUCUGGUUUGGUUCUGGUUUCGGAUCUACACCAUGCUGAACGUACCGACCCAGUCGUUCCCGGCUCCGAGCUCACCGCAGCGGGUCGGUCAGUCCGGUGAGUCCAAGAGGAACAAGGUAGCUUUAAAGCCGGGCCACAGUCUGAUGGACUGGAUCAAGUUUUCCAAGAGUGGCCAAGAUCUGACAGGGCUCAGGGGAUGCCUAAUUGAAGUUACACAGGCAGAGCUGCAGAAACACAACACCAGAGAGGACUGCUGGACGUGCAUACGAGGUAUGGUUUACAAUGUUACCCCAUACUUGGACUACCACCCCGGAGGAGAGGAGGAACUGAUGAGGGCAGCUGGGAUAGAUGGCACUGACCUGUUUGACCAGGUUCAUCGGUGGGUCAAUUAUGAGUCAAUGUUGAAAGAGUGCCUGGUAGGCAGGAUGGCCACUAAAGCCACAGCAGCGAUUAAAGCUAUGAUUCCACCUCCUCCACCACCUGGCCUUGCUGCACCUGCCUCACUGAGUCCUCCUGCAGAUUCUCGUCCUCGGUAUGACUGGUUCCAAACUGAUAUGGCUGUUCAUCUGGUUGUUUAUACCAAACGGAAGAUUCCCAGGUCAGGCUGUACUGUUGUAGACCUACAGGAAGGUGUCUUGCGACUGGAGGUACUGCUGGGGAAAAUGUCCUACUUGGUACAUUUACGUUUGGCUGAAGACACAGAGAGAAGUGUAGCUGUUCAAACUGCUUACGCUGUGGGAAAGAUCGAGAUCAGCAUUCCCAAACAGAAUGAAGGAACAUGGGCGAGUCUUGGUCAUCCACUCGAAAGCCACGAUACAUUUUUAUGCAAAAAAGACAGAGCUCUGUGUUAUCGGGACUGUGUGUUGGUGUCAAAGAUGGAGGUGAAUCAUAACACACAUGUGUUCAGACUGAAAAUUCCACACAGUACUGUCAUGCAUGUGCCUGUUGGACAGCAUGUCUACCUCAAAGCCCUCGUCCAAGACACUGAGGUCGUGAGGCCGUACACACCAGUGGACCAGACUCUGACAGCAGCCUGUCAGCACUCGUCACAGGGAUCAGAACUCUAUCUCAUGAUCAAAGUUUACCCUGAUGGAGUGUUCACCACACAUCUCAACAGCCUCCACAUCGGUGAUCAUGUGUCUGUUAGCUGUCCAGAGGGUACCUUCAGUCUCCGCCCUCUUCGUGAUGUCACAGAUCUGUACCUGUUAGCAGCAGGAACAGGCUUCACGCCAAUGGCUCGCCUCAUCCAAGUGGCCUUACAGGACUUUGGCACCAUCAGAAAAAUUAAGCUGCUGUUUUUCAAUCAACGAGAGGAGGACAUUCUUUGGCGCACACAACUGGAUAAAUUGGCUGCUAACAAUGAAAGGUUUCAGGUGGAGUAUGUCCUGUCAGAAGCCUCUGACAGCUGGGCGGGCUUGAAAGGCCGUGUGGACCAGUCCAUGAUGGAGGACUUCCUCAUCAGACCAGACGGGUCCAAAUGCUUCGUGUGCGUGUGUGGACCUGCUGGCUUCACAGAGUUAAUACUAUGGUUGGUGAAGCAGCAGGGCUUCAGUGAAGAGGAGGUCCAUGUGUUCCUGGGUUGAUCGUCUCUGCCUCCAACCCGUCUCACUCUGUGUGUGUGUGUGUGUGUGUGUGUGUGUGUGUGUGUGUGUGUGUGUGUGUGUGUGUGUGUGUGUGUGUGUGUGCGUGUGCGUGUGCGCGCGCACACAUGUAAGAGUGGACAUGUGAACCUUUCUUUAUAAGAAGGGACAAGAACAUAGUAUUUCUGUGCACCAUUGACUUUGUGAUGCAAACAUUUAAAAAUUUGCAAAUUGACAGAAAAAAGAUCUAUUUUCUUCAAAAAUGUUUCAUAUUUGACAGAAUGUUGUAAAGGAGUGUAAGAUGAGUAUAGGCUGUAAAUAAAUGGACAGUCUGUGGCACUGAGAAAAUACCAACAGUAAAGAUAUGCAACUUUA